Camelina sativa (false flax) is the source of this 501-nucleotide messenger RNA. Lineage: Eukaryota; Viridiplantae; Streptophyta; Magnoliopsida; Brassicales; Brassicaceae. The record is from RefSeq and is a predicted model, not a curated record.
AUGAACCUACAAUUUAUUGUAGUUUCAGCUCCAGCCCUGAACUCAACAAAAUACAUCGAUAUAUUAUGCCAAAUGGAAUAUAUCAAAGACAAAGCCUUUUGUUUGCAAAAGUUGAUGGCUUUUCCGCUUACGGUUUCCGCCACUGACUUGAUCCCACUUGCAAGAGUCGUGAUCUGCGGUAUUGGCGUACCAUAUGCCAAGUUGUUGAUGGAAUCUGCUGAUAGAGCAGCAUAAAAGGUACCGGCUCUAAAGGAACAGUUCAAGGAGUGCCAAGAUGCAUACUUUUCAAUUGUAAUGUCUCUCAAAGGAACUGCUUCAUUAGAACUCGAAGAAUCUCCAACGGCUGCCAACUAUGAAGCUAUGAUUUGUUUCGACCAAACAACCAGAGUAAAUAAUUUGAUCGGGAAAAACGAAGACCCGACUUCAAAUCUCAUGGAGAUGACAUUGCAUAUGGAGAAGCUCCUUUAUCUCGCUGUUGAAGCCACCGAAGUUGUUGGAUGA